Messenger RNA from Heteronotia binoei (common prickly gecko), 922 nucleotides. RefSeq names its product receptor activity-modifying protein 1-like. The record is from RefSeq and is a predicted model, not a curated record. Bases 187 to 669 code for a protein of 160 amino acids. NCBI's taxonomy places the organism in Eukaryota, Metazoa, Chordata, Lepidosauria, Squamata, Gekkonidae. Gene Ontology annotation, molecular function: coreceptor activity. Gene Ontology annotation, biological process: protein localization to plasma membrane; calcium ion transport; regulation of G protein-coupled receptor signaling pathway. Gene Ontology annotation, cellular component: signaling receptor complex; membrane; cell surface. The transcript has 4 exons.
GAAAACGAGGCGGCUGCAAUCCGGGCAACAGGAGGGAAGGAGCCUCGACCACGCGGGCAGCAGCAGCCAGGGGCCCGCUCCCUCCCCUCCGCUCCGGGCAGGCGGCGCUGCUUCUUCCAUGCGGGCCAUGGGGGCUUCCUUGCGCCAUCGAGGGGAGGGAGAAGGCCGGGCUGCUCGGGCAGGAGAAUGGCCGCCGGGCUGCUGCUGCCGCUGCUGCUGCUUUCCCUCCUGCACAGAGGAGGAGGCACAGAGCUGAAUCAGAUGACCUACAGCGACGCUGAAGAUGAAAGUCUUUAUGAAGAGGAGAAUCAAGCAAACGAUUGUGGGAAUGGCUAUUAUGACCAGAUAGCCUUGGUCUGCUGGCCCAAGUUUCAUGCUACCAUCAUGGCUACAGCAGAGGAUAGCCGGUGCCUCUGGGAAACAAUUGGCAGCACGUACAGCGAGCUUACCAUUUGUGCCGGGCUGCUGGCUGAAAGCAUGGGCUGCCCCUGGUCUGGCUCCAACAGGGAUGCCUUCUUCAUGAGUAUCCACACGGAGUACUUUGCCAGCUGCAUGCUGCCCCUUGAUGCCACAGACCACCAGCUGCCUACAGGAACUAUCGUAGCCUUGGCUGCCCUGCCUGCCUGUCUGGUGCCCCUUUCUGUCACCCUCACCCUUCGAAGGACAUGAAGGCCUGGUUCUGCCCCACUGACUUGCAGCGAACAAGAACUCCUGGGACCGGCUGCUGCUUUCAUUUAGAAUAGCAUGGGAACAACUGAGGGAGGGGGCUGAUAACCAAGACUGUAUGAGGGGACUGGUGCACUGGGAUCCUUUCUUGUGGUACCUCGUACUACUGCUGUGUGGUCAUUUGUACUCAGUAAAAUGGUAUGUAGCAUCUCACUACCCCCUUCUCCACCACAAAUAAAACCAGUAAGCAUCCAAA